AAACUUCAGAACGUGUUACCAUGACUAUGAGGCUGCGCGAGUUGAUUCGGGCCGUCAGGGCAUGCAAAACGGCGGCCGAAGAGCGCGCUGUCAUAGCAAAGGAGUCUGCGUUGAUCCGAACAGCAAUAAAGGAGGAACACGAACAAUACCGGCACCGGAACGUGGCCAAGCUCUUGUUUAUUCAUAUGCUGGGAUAUCCCAGCCACUUUGGGCAGAUGGAGUGUCUUAAACUGAUUGCCUCCCCACAUUUCUUCGAAAAACGCAUCGGGUACUUGGGCCUGUCAUUGCUCUUAACAGAGCAAGAAGAAGUCUUGACACUCGUGACCAACUCAAUCAAAAACGACCUCAAUAGUCCCAACCCAUUCGUGGUAGGACUUGCGCUGUCGGCGGUUGGAAAUCUGGCCACCGAGGACAUUGCACGCGACCUAGCCAUGGACGUGGACAAGCACCUCAAGUCCAACAACAGCUACCUGAGGAAGAAGGCCGCCUUGGCCACGAUCCGCAUCUUCCAGAAAGUGCCCGAUUUAGUGGAGGACUUCAUCGAACGGAUCACCUCCCUCCUGAAGGACCGGAGCCACGGUGUGCUGAUUGCGGCGGUGGAGCUGAUGACGGAGGUGAUGAAAAUGGACCCUGCUUUUACGUCCGCCUUCAGCCGCCUGGUGCCCUCCGUCCUGCGACUCCUCCGGAAUCUGUUGACCAUGGGGUACGCCCCAGACCACGACAUCGCCGGGAUCACAGACCCGUUUCUCCAGGUGAAACUGCUCUACAUGCUGCAGUGCCUGGGCCGGGACAACGCGGAGGCCUCAGAGGCCAUGAACGACUUGCUCGCCCAGGUCGCCACCAACACGGAGACGGCCAAGAACGCCGGCAACGCCAUCCUCUACCAGUGCGUGCAGACCAUCAUGAGCGUUGAGUCCGAGGCGGGCCUGCGCGUCUUGGGCAUCAAUAUCCUUGGCCGUUUCCUCCUGAAUCGGGACAACAACAUCCGGUACGUGGCGCUCAACACCCUGAGCAAGGUGGUCGGCAGGGACGCGGCCUCCGUGCAGCGGCACCGCAACACCAUCGUGGAGUGCCUGAAAGACCCAGACGUGUCGAUCCGCCAGCGGGCCCUUGAAUUGAUCUGUCAGCUUGUCAACCCGCAAAACGUCCAAGAGCUCACGCGGGAGAUGCUUAACUACCUGGUGGUGGCUUUGCCCGAGCACAAGGCGAGCCUCUGCAGCAAGAUCAUGCACGUGGUGGAGACCUACGCACCCUCGCUCCUCUGGCGCCUCGACACAUUGAUCACCAUGCUGGCCAUCGCGGGGGACGCCUGUGACCCGAGCAUCCCGCACGCCCUCGUCUACUACCUGUCCACGGCCGAAGACCUGCAGCGUUACGCGGUCCACAAGCUCUUUUUGCUCCUGACAGAUGAUGCCUCCCAGCUUGGUCUGGUGCUGGCGGCGGUGUGGGCAAUCGGGGAGUUCGGAGACUUGCUCCUGCAGGCUCAGCCUGCCCUGGACGAGGACACGUCGGCCAUGGAGCCCCAGACCCCGGCGGCAGUCUUGGACGCGCUGGAGGAGGUGGUCACGAACCACGGAGCCACGCAGGUCACCCGAGGCUACGUGUUGGUGGCCCUGUUGAAGCUCUCGGAUCGUUUCGCGGCGGCCUCGCCCUCCGUUUCGGAUGCGGAGAUGCGGCGCCUGGCCGGUCUCCUUUCCAGGUACGACACGUCCUUGCAGCUCGAAUUGCAGCAACGAUCCUGCGAGUUCCGCCAAGUGUUGGCCCCAGGGGUGGAACGUGUGCGGCCGGAGAUUGUGGGGAGGAUCCCGCCCUUGGAUGAGGCCAUGCUCACGGCGAGGCGGGGAAGGUUUCCCGGGAGAGAGGACGGGGGGGGAAAGCGGGGGGUGUCAAUGGAGGGAUCUCUGUUCGGGGAGGAAGGGACAGGGAAGAAAGGAGGGAAGGA
Molecule: messenger RNA, 1942 nt
Organism: Nannochloropsis gaditana CCMP526
Gene: AP1G1
Product: AP-1 complex subunit gamma-1
Exons: 1
Biological process (GO): Golgi to vacuole transport; intracellular protein transport; receptor-mediated endocytosis
Cellular component (GO): membrane coat; AP-1 adaptor complex; Golgi apparatus
Molecular function (GO): clathrin-cargo adaptor activity
Source: RefSeq, a predicted model, not a curated record